AUGAUAACUUUAACGUAUAUUAUUAGAAUCUAAUACAAAAUAUCCAUUAGAAUCCAACUCUCUUAAUCCAUUAUAACAAUAACAUAAGGAAUAAAAAUAUAACAAAUUAAAAUAUUUAGGAAGAAGAGAAUAGCAGAUUUAAAAUAAAAAGAAAAAGAAAGUUAAAAACUAUUUCCUCCAAUAAUCGUGAGCAAAGUAUAAACAUAAUUGAAGUCACCUCAUUAGCAAUAAUAAAAAGCUUAAGCUAAAGUAAACAAUUUAAGUAAAGAUAUUAAUAAGUUUAGUGAGAUAAUCUUCGGAUAAAUAUAAGUAAUAAUAGCGAGCCUUAGUUCCUAGUAACAAUAACAAUAAUUAAAAAUAAUAAUAAAGACUUGUGCAAGGUUAUAAAAGCCCCUAAAAGUUAAUUUAAAGUUAACACCGUCCCCUCAGCUAACAAUAACAAAGAUAAAAUUAGAAUUAAUAAUAGCAGAUUCACCAGAAACCUAUAGGAAUAUUAGGAGUUAAAAAUAUAUCCAAGCAACUAAGUUUACAAAAUUAUUAAAUUUCAUCCUAAUUAUAAUCUCCUAAAUUCUUUUACAAAGAUAUCGAAUAAAAUCCAAAAAUUAUUAAACAACUCUAGCAGGAGGACAAUUAAGAGAAACAAACUGAUUCAAAUUAGGAUGAUCAGUAAGAUGAAUUUUAAAUAUAUUAGAAUAUAGAUAAUGUAUAAAUAUAAGGGACAUAAAAAAAAAAUUAUAGAUUUUAGGGUGAUUAAUAAAAGAUAUUAAAUAAGAAUUAAGAAAUAAAAAAGGUAGGGUAAUUAGAAUAUAAAAAAAAUGGAAUUUUCACAAACUAAUUACAAAAAUCAUAGAAUUAUGCAGAAUUAAAACCACAUCCAGUACCUUUAGAAUAAUCUUAAUCGACUGAUUAUAAUUGUAAAAAUUAAAAUAAUGCAUAAUAAUAACGAAUUUAAAAUAAAUCUUAAAGUACUGAAGACAAAAAAUAACAAAUAAAUACAGAAUAGCAAUAACCUGUAUAAAUUUAAACAGAAAAAGUCCUUUAUUAGAAUCAAACAAUAAAAUAGACCAAGGUUAAAUUAAAUUAGGAAGACAUCCCAUAAAUAUAAGUUCAAAAUCCUCAAAGUUCCAUCAAGGGAAUUCAAGAUGAGAAUCAAGCAGAAGCCUCUUUACAUAAAGAAGGUUACGUGGUAGAAUAAAAAUUGUAAUAAGUAGUAGGGCAACAUUAAGAUGUUGAAAAAGUAAGAUCCUCAAAUUAACAUGUAUAGGAUUAAGCAAAUUUAAAUGUUGUCUAAUAAAAUAAUGAAUUAGCUGAAUUUAAAAAAAACAAUGAUUAAGAUGCAUAAGGUCCAAGUUAAGAAUAAGAUGGUUCAGAAGAACCGGAUGGAAUGCCAUCUUCUGAUAGUUAUGGAUUGUAAAAUACUAAUAAAGAAGGUGUAAAUGAAGAAGUUUUGGAAUAGCCAAAUGAAGUUUUAUUAGUCCCCGAAAGUUAACCCAAAUGUUUGGCUUAUUAGAAUUCAAGUGGACUUGAAUCUAAACCUUAAAAAGCGUUGCAAUCGUAGACAAAGCUGAGCCAUAGUUAGACAUCAUAAUUUGCUGAAACAAAAAAGAAGGUUGCAAAAGUUAUUACAUACCCUGAAAAUUUUGAAGAUUGGUCAAUAGAAGAUUGUUUAAGAAGAAUAGAAGAAGCCCCUAAUGAUAUAUUUGCUGCGUUCAGAUUAGCUAUACUUUAUAGAGAUGAUUAAUUAGAAAAAGCCAAGGAAUACCUUUUAAAAGUAACCAAAAUGGAUCCAUUAUUUGAAGUCGAAAAAGUAAAUUGGGCUUUAGGAACAAUUUUGGUUUCAGAAAAAGAAUGGAAAAAGGCUUUACAUCAUUUUCGUAUAUGCUACCAAUAUAGUUAAGACAGAGUUUAAUCAUAUUUAGAAAUAGCUGGAUGCUAUUAAAAUUUGGGGGAAUUUGAAAAAGCAGAAAAAACCUAUAGAAGAGCCAUUGAUGUCAAUAAUAAAGAUUAUCUAUCUUAUUAUAAGUUAGGAUAGAUGCAAAUAAGGAAUAAAAAAUUAAAGGAGGGGAUUGAUAAUUUAUCAAAAGCAUAAACCCUUGAUCAUAAGAAUAUGGACAUCAUUAUAGAGUUAGGAGAAGCUUUAAUGAUUUAUGAUGAAGAUCCUACAGCUAUUGAUGAGGCUAUAGUUAUUUUACAUAAAGGAAUGAUAGUAGAUCCAUUAAAUUAUGAAUGCACUAAUGCGCUGGCUAGAGCAUAUGAGAAGAAAGGAGACUUAGUCUAAGCUAUAAAAUAUGGAAAAUUAGCAACGGAACAGCCGAAUUCAGAUUCAAACUCACAUUAUUUUUUAGGAACUUUAUAUUUCAAGAAGAAAGACUUAAAAAGUGCUGCUGAAUCCUUUAUAACAUAAUUGCGAAUAAAUAAUAAACACCCAGAGGCUCUAAUUGAAUAUGCGACAAUUUCAAGCAUAUAAGGUAAUUUCGAAAAUGCAAAAAAGUAUCUGAAACAAGCAUUAAGGGCCUGUCCAAAUAAUCCAGUUGCAAAUAUGAGAUUAGGAAUAAUUUAUUAAACUAAAUUAUAUGAAUUAAACUCAGCAAUUGAAUGCUUUGAAUAAGUUGCAAGUGUAGAUCCGACAAAUUAUAAAGCUUAUUAUUAUAAGGGUUAAUGUUAAUUUUAGAUAGGAGAACUAGAUUAAGGAAUUGAAUGUAUGAAUUAGUCUUUAAAGCACAAUUAAUCGUUUGGUCUAGCAUGGAAAGCUAUUGGUAAUAUUAGGUUUGAAAUGAAUCAGCCAGCUAUGGCUUUAAAAUAUUUCUAAAAAGCCCUAGAUUCAGAUAAAAAUGAUAUGGAAGCUAAGAUUAAACUGGGACAUUGUUAUUAUUUGCAGGAUCAAUUUGAAUAAGCCAUUUAGAUUUAUGAAGAAAUAAAUCAUCUAGAUCAAAAUGAAGAAUUAGAAUAAAAUAUGGCAAAUUGUUAUUAUAUGAAAAAUGAUUUUGAUGAAGCAAUAUUGCAUUAUUAGAAAGCAUUAAGCAUAAAUUCUGAUAAAAUAGAAUGUUAUUAUAAUUUAGGAAAUACAUAUUUUACUAUGGAAAAAUUCGAAGAUGCCUUAGAAUGCUUUGAGAGAGUGGUUAAAGUUGUUCCUUAACAUUCUGCUGCCUUCUAUAAUUAUGCAAAUACAUUCUUUGUUUUGGAAGAUUAUGAAAACGCGGCUAAAUACUUUGAAAAGGCUGUUGAGUUAUAGCCUGAAAAUGUUGAUUGGAGGUAUUUUAUAUAUACAUUUUAAGGAAUUAUGUAGCUUCGUUAUAUAUAAAGAAAGGUGAACUUGAUGCAGCAAAAAGACAUUUAGAUGAAAGCAUAAGAUUAUAACCAUAGAACCCUGACACCUUAGCUAAAUAUGCAAAUUAUUAUUAUCAAAUAGGAAAAUACAACGAGGCACUUCAAAAAGCAAAAGUAUUAAUUAACUAUAUUUCUAGUAAACCUUGGUAUUAGAUGAAAAAAACGAAUAAGCUCUAUCAUUAAUUAGAGAACUUACUAAUUGA
Messenger RNA from Paramecium octaurelia, 3530 nucleotides. The record is from the annotation of a GenBank genome assembly. NCBI's taxonomy places the organism in Eukaryota, Ciliophora, Oligohymenophorea, Peniculida, Parameciidae.